AAAAACUUUAUCUUGAAAUGUAAUUUCCAAAACGAAGAGACAAUUAGGCUCCACCAACAGUUCGGACACCGCUCAUCCACUUCUCAGAUAGCUGCCGCUCGAAGUCGAAGAGUACUUAUUUGACAAACAAGACAAGAAGAAAUGAGUCAACUCCUGAAUCUAUUCCAAGGAACUCUCUUCAGUAAUAAUUCAAGUUUCUAUAGUUGUCCUUCCAGUUCACUUAUGUUUCUUCAACAUAAACCAUGUUUAUAUAAUGGAAAAUAUGCACCUUUUCGGAGAUAUCGAAGAAAUCAUUUUUCGUUGCAAGCGCGUUGUUGGGAGAUGCUAGAUCAUGCUGAAACAUUUGCACUUCCAUAUAAGGAAAAAGCUUGUGAUGACGCAGAAUUGGAUGCCUUUCCAGAUGUACAAACUCUUAGAAAUUUUCCUAAGGAAGAGCUUCUUGGAAAAAUUGUAUUGGUCAGAUUUGAUUCUAGAAUCCUACUUCGUGAAGAGCUGGACCAGCAGUCUCCAUCUGUCAGCAGUGCACUUUGCACUAUUAAAUACUUAUACGAUGCUGGGGCUAAAGUAAUUUUAGUUAGUAAUUGGAGUGUGAAAAACAAUACAAAGCUUCUUGCAGCAGAAUCUGUUGCAGAGUUUCUGUCUGCGGUUCUCCAACUUAAAGUUGCACCAGCAAAACUUGUCUCUGGCAGCAUGCAGUCCAAAAUGGAAGACAAAGAGAAAACUGAUAUUCUUCUUCUCGAAAAUCUCUCUGAGUUCAGAGAGGAACUUGCCAAUUGUUCAAAGUUUGCUGAACUAUUAUCAACAGGAAUCGAUAUCUUUGCUAAUGAUGCAUUUUCCCAAUCUCAUAGAAUUCAUGCCUCAACUGUUGCUAUUACUCGCUUCUGCUAUGCAUGUGUUGCUGGUUUUCAUUUUGAAGAGGGCCUGUGUCAAGUAAAGAAGGCCAUCAAAACCAACAAAAAACAAUUUAUUGCCAUUAUUGGAGGGGGUAAACUGUUAGAAAAAGCAGCUGCCUUACAUUGUUUAGCUGCUAGAUGUGAUGGUUUGGUGUUUGUUGGAAUGAUGGCAUUUCAAAUAAUGCAUGCCCAAGGAUUGCCUGUUCCUAAGAAGUUGGUAGAACGCGGAGCAAUUAAAGAAGCUUUAAAUUUAACUCAGUUUGCAAAGUUUAAAAGUAUGCCAAUUUUAUUUCCAAAAGAUUUUUGGUGCAUCAAUGAUCAUCUCCCAAAACGAAUUGAACUAUUUCCUGCUCAUAAUAUUUUGGAUGGGUGGGUACCUGUUGAUAUUGGGCCAAAGUCUUUGGACGAAAUUUCUUCCUUGCUUUCAGAAUGCAAGAAAAUUUUAUGGAUUGGUCCAGUGAAAUUUGGUUUGUCAAGUCAGGACACCAGUGGAGCAUCUAAAUUGGCGACAAUGCUUGAUAAACUAAAUCAAAGAAAUUGUGAUAUUACUGUUGUUGGGAAUAUGGCUUGUGAAGCUCUUACAAGUGUGUCUACUUCUUUCUCAAGUCAUAAUAUGGUUGACAAUGCUUCAGUCUUGUGGGACAUUCUCAAAGGAAGAAAGCUUCCAGGGCUCAUGGCCUUAGAUAGAGCAUAUCCGUUUGUGAUUGAUUGGAAUGCUACUUAUACUGAUCCAGCUCAUCCUUUGGUCGUGGACAUUGGAAGUGGGAAUGGAUUAUUUCUGUUCAGAAUGGCUAGGAGGAGGAAGGAUCUGAAUUUUCUCGGCUUAGAGAUAAAUGAAAAGCUUGUAAGUCGUUGUCUAGCCUAUGUUCAUCAAUCUGGCAUGAAGAAUGGAUAUUUCAUUGCAGCAAACGCAACAUCAACUUUUCGAUCGAUAGUUUCCAGUUACCCAGGGAAGCUGGUUCUUGUAUCAAUACAGUGCCCAAAUCCUGAUUUCAACAAACCAGAACAUAGGUGGAGCAUGCUGCAAAGGUUAUUAAUUGAAGCAAUAGCAGAUCUUCUUGCAUCUGAUGGGAAGGUCUUUCUUCAGUCUGACAUAGAAGCAGUAGCAGUGAGAAUGAAAGAGCAAUUUGUACAAUACGGAAAAGGAAAGCUCGCUGUUAUGCAGGAUCAUGGCGAUGCCGACAUUGGUCAAGGCGGAUGGCUGAAAGAGAACCCCUUUGGAGUGUGGUCAGACUGGGAACAGCAUGUUAUAGAUCGUGGGGCUCUGAUGUACAGAUUAUUGCUUUAUAAAUCAACCAGCAAUGAGUGAAGUCACUGGUGUGGUUGAUUCAUAAAAAUUGGCUUCUCUAUUUCCAGCCGAAGGGGAUAUCCUCAUGCUUAUUAUUUCAGAAGCUAUUUGUUCCACUGGGGAAGAGGUCUGCACUCUCUACGAGUUACUUGAAGGGAUUAUGGAAGGACAUUUAUUUAUAAACAUCGGCAACCAUCAGGAUUAUUUUUUCCUGGGGUAGAGGUGGGACAACUUAUCCUGAGAUAAGACUUUCAUUGCAAAAUUCUAAAAAUUUCUUCCUUGGUCAAGUGACAUGAGAUGAGCAAGAAUCCUACUUGUUCUUCUCUCCCGCCAUGCCUAUGAAUCUUCUAAAUUCAGAGCUAUCAUGACAUGGUUCGUGAGAAGGUCCAAGGCACAUCCACCCCUUCUUCUUCAGAGUCCUGCAAGCAGAUUAGUAGAAGGAGUUCUGUGGGAUAUGGCUAAUACUGUUGAGGUUUUAUAUCUUGAUUCACAUUAUUAUCACCUCACUGCUUGGUAGAAGUCGUAAUUUCUUGCAAAGUGAAACUAAAUGCAGCAUUCUCAAAUUUUCUGCAGGAAUUGUGAAUUGGAAGGGCCUAUGGAUGACAAUCCUUCUAAUGGAGAUCCAAUGGAUGACAGUCCGUGUGAACCUCCUAUGCUGGAAAAUUCUUCAAAGGAUCUUAAUGCGCUUAGAGUCAUGUAUUGGGUGUCUACUGUUGAACAAUUGAUAGUUAAUUUUCCUGUUUAUAUACUGUUUGGGCUUUUGUUGUCAACAAAUCCUAGAAUUAUGAACCUUAGGUAUAAGUUCCACAUUUUAUGCUGUAUUACAGGUGACCUAAUUCCACAUUUUGCAAUCCAUAUUGCAGCUCAAUUCUUUAGGUCCGUUGGAUUUGGAUA
Molecule: messenger RNA, 3075 nt
Organism: Camellia sinensis
Lineage: Eukaryota; Viridiplantae; Streptophyta; Magnoliopsida; Ericales; Theaceae
Source: RefSeq, a predicted model, not a curated record